AAAGUUUAUGUGGAAAGUAAGAUAUGUUGUAAAUGGAGGGGAGGUUUUUUUUGUGUAGAUGGAACUCUGUCCCCUCUACAUGAGAAACCUGAUUGGCAUAGGGAAGGUUUCUUCAACAAGAAUUUGGACUAUUUUCUAACAGCCCAGGUUGUUAUAUUUCCUCAUAACCUUCAUAUUGUAAACUAUAUCAUUGGUGUACCUGGGUUUCUGCAUGACUCAAAC
Suillus bovinus is the source of this 222-nucleotide messenger RNA. RefSeq lists its product as uncharacterized. The record is from RefSeq and is a predicted model, not a curated record. The transcript is spliced from 2 exons. The annotation marks the transcript as partial. NCBI's taxonomy places the organism in Eukaryota, Fungi, Basidiomycota, Agaricomycetes, Boletales, Suillaceae.